Messenger RNA from Harmonia axyridis, 687 nucleotides. RefSeq lists its product as uncharacterized. The record is from RefSeq and is a predicted model, not a curated record. Bases 2 to 574 code for a protein of 190 amino acids. NCBI's taxonomy places the organism in Eukaryota, Metazoa, Arthropoda, Insecta, Coleoptera, Coccinellidae. The transcript is spliced from 2 exons.
GAUGAAUAAAGAGUUAAAUUUUUACGAUUGUAUUCCUAUUAUUCGGUUGAAUGAAUAUAAAUACUGCAAGAUUCUUAUGGAAGGCAGCAGUGAAUCGAAGAAGCGGAUAGUACCUACAUCAAAAAUGAAUUCUUUCGUAAUCACCUUCUUCGCUUUGUUCGCCCUGUGUUCAUCAACUGAUGUCUCACAAGGCCAGAGUUCAUCUAACAAGCAAGGUCAAGAUGGUCGCAGUGCAAACUUACUUCACUCUUUCGGAUCUACAUUAACAAAAAUGGCGACCAUGAACGAUCCACUCCUACGUUCUGUCAACUACUACCCUGACACAGCUGUUGUAACUGGCGGUCUUCAUGUUCCUGCUACCAGAACUAUCAAUGUUCGCUCAGAUGGAGGCAUCAUCCACAGUUAUACAUCUGGAGGUGUUAGUUCUCUGAUUGCUCCAACUGUCCAUACUGCUUAUAGUCCAGCUGUCAAUCAUGUUGUCCGUAGUUAUAUGCCUCCUACAUAUAAGUCAGUAAUUUAUUCUCCAGAAAUAGUGGUGCCUGAAGUGGUGGUACCUGAGGUCGUCUUCGCUUGAAUAUUUUCUGAAUUUUUCAUUUUUGUUAGUUCAGUACAGGGUUUGUCAUUUGGAAUGUUUAGGUGAGGAAUAAAUUGUAGCAUCUGAUCUUCAAAUAUCAAAUAGUGAAGAAC